AUGGACACCACUGACCCGCGCGUCGGCUCUGCGCGCGACAACUCCACGAGCCCAGGUCUCUCACGCCAGAUUGCUGGCACCAACUCAUCUUCCACCGGCAGUUUGCUGGCAACCCUGGUUCCUGUGCUCAUCUGGGCAGCGCUAUGCAUCAUCAUUUUCUUUGUCCUGCGACGCAAGUGCCCGCGUGUCUACUCUCCCAGGAGCCUGCUGAAAAGCCUGGAACCUCAUGAAAGAAGCGCGCCCCUACCCACAGGAUGGUUCAACUGGAUCCGAGACUUCGUUCGCAUUCCUCCGACCUUUGUCUUACACCACUCCUCCCUCGACGGCUUCCUGCUCCUCCGCUUUCUCCGAGUGCUGUGUAUAAUAUGCCUGGUGGGCGUCGCAUUGCUAUGGCCGAUUCUGAUCCCUCUGCACGCCACCGGGGGCGGCGGCAACACAGAACUGGACCGCUUGACACUGGGUAACGUCGUGAGCGCCAGAAGAUUGUAUGCCCACGCCUUGCUGGCCUGGGUCUACUUCCUCUUCAUACUCUACAUGAUCUCUCGAGAAUGCAUUUACUACAUCAAUCUCCGUCAGGCCUAUCUUCUAUCGCCUUACUACGCCAAUCGACUAUCUUCUCGAACCGUACUCUACAUGAACGUGCCCCGCCAAUAUCUCCAAGAAGACCGACUUAGAUGGAUGCUCGGCAAUUCCGUCAAGCGAAUCUGGAUCCCCCAGAGCACCCCCGAACUCGAUAGACUGGUCAAAGAGAGAGAGCAAACAGCCCUGCGCCUUGAGCGUGCCGAAUUCACGCUAAUUCGAACGGCCAAUGCCGCCAGGACAAAGGCCCUUCAGAAGGCCAAGAGCGAGGACGAAAAGCAACUGUACCAUGCCUCGCCUCAGCUCGAAAGUGGCUCGGAUGAAAUCGCACAAACACCCAGGUCGGCAUCACACGAUUCAAAAACCGUCAAAAUCUCGGACGGUGCACAAUCGCCUGCUAGUAGUAGCGCGGCGAGUGGUCCGGAGCAGUCGCUUCCAGAUGUGAACGGCUCGGUAGCGUCGCAAUGGAUCUCCCACAGCUCGCGACCUCAUCAUCGACCGAUCGGCAAUUACGGUAGACGUGUCGACACGAUCAAAUGGACCAGGUUGCAGAUCAAGAAGUUGAACUCCAAAAUCGCCCAGGUUCGGCGACAGCAAAUAUUCGAAACUCGAAACAUGAUGCCGUCGGCCUUUGUCGAAUUUGAAACGCACACAGAUGCGCAGAAUGCAUAUCAAACCCUGACCCAUCACCGUCCCCUCCACAUGUCUCAGCGGUACCUCGGGGUCAGACCGUUCGAAAUAGUAUGGGACUCCCUGUCCAUGUCUUGGUGGCAGAGCAUCAUCCGCCGGUUCUUCAUGAUGGGCCUCAUCACGGCCAUGAUCAUCUUCUGGGCCAUUCCGUCCGCACUGGUGGGGACAAUCUCCAAUAUCGAGUACCUAUCGGAAAAAGUCAGUUUCUUGAAAUGGAUCGGCGACCUUCCCAGCGUCGUCAAAGGGGUCUUGAGUGGUGUCCUCCCAGCCCUAGCACUGUCUUUGCUGAUGAGCAUCGUUCCGGGUAUCUUGAGAUAUUGUGCCAGACUUGCUGGCAUGCCGACGCUGGCCAGGAUUGAGCUCUAUACCCAACACGCCUAUUUCGCCUUCCAGGUCGUACAAGUCUUCUUGAUUACUACCUUGACUUCCGCCGCGUCAGCUGCCGUCACCAAGCUGCUUGAGGAUCCAACAACAGCCAAGGACCUCCUGUCGCAGAAUCUACCCAAAGCAUCUAAUUUUUAUCUCUCAUAUUUUCUACUGCAAAGCCUCGCCCUCGGCUCCUCAGGGCUGGUCCAGUUCUCUAACCUGUUCAAGUUUCAUGUCGUGCAGCGAUUUUCCAACAGCCCCAGAAAAACCUAUGUGAGAUGGCACCGUUUGCAACGAAUCCAUUGGGGAGCGGUCUUCCCUGUCUAUACCAAUCUAGGUGUGAUCACCAUCAGCUAUGCAUUGAUAGCGCCUAUCAUCCUUGGCUUCGCCGCGGUCGGGGCCGCUUUCUUGCUCGUCGUAUACCGAUAUAAUUUGAUUUAUGUUUACGACUCGGAGAUCGACACUCGAGGCCUCGUCUACCCUCGCGCGCUGAUGCAGAUGCUGGUGGGGCUGUACUUCUCGGAGAUCUGCAUGAUCGGAUUGUUCUCUUUGCGAGGCGCCUUUGGACCUGUCAUUUUGACUGUCGGCCUGUUGAUCGUCACGGCCUUGGUGCAUGUGUCACUUCUGGAUGCCCUGGGUCCUCUGCUUUGGAGUCUUCCUAAGAGUUUGACAGUAGAGGAGGAUGAGCACUUGUUGUCAAAGCAUCCACAGCAGCAGCAUAUGACGGCUGACAAGGGCACAGACCAGGAGCAGCUUGCACCUCUGGGAGAUUUCGCCACGGAUACAGACGAGCACAUCCUCGGUGAGACCCGGGCUGUCGAAGGCGCAGACGGGGCGAUGAACGCUCUAGGAGGCGGGAUCAAGUCCUGGCUGAAGCAGAAGGUCAGGAAGGACUUGCCGCCUGAGGUGCACACGACCUUGAAUGUGCUUGGGUCAUUCUGGAUGCGAUGGAUCUCUCCCGACCCGGCCCAGAAAUCCAACUUCCUUCUCCGAUGGCUGCACCCCGAGAUCUAUUCGGACUAUACGGUUCUCCGCCGUAUGUUGCCAUGUGAUCUCCCGGAUCCAACGUAUCCCGAGGAGAUCGAACGGGACAUUUACUAUCCCCCGUCAUUCUUCGCGAAGCCGCCGCAUCUAUGGAUCCCGCGCGAUCCAGGCGGGAUCAGUCAACAAGAGGUGGAGCAUAGUGAAAAAGUGAUCCCUACCACAGAUGAGUAUGUCACCAUCGAUGAGAAAGGAACAAUAAGGAUCAAUCUCGAGGCUAGUCGUCUAGUCUUUGACGUGGACCGACUACGCUACUGA
This is a messenger RNA of Capronia epimyces CBS 606.96, 2934 nucleotides long. RefSeq lists its product as uncharacterized. The record is from RefSeq and is a predicted model, not a curated record. Gene Ontology annotation, cellular component: plasma membrane. Lineage: Eukaryota; Fungi; Ascomycota; Eurotiomycetes; Chaetothyriales; Herpotrichiellaceae. Gene Ontology annotation, molecular function: nucleic acid binding; calcium-activated cation channel activity. Bases 1 to 2934 code for a protein of 977 amino acids. The transcript has 5 exons.